Messenger RNA from Parnassius mnemosyne (clouded apollo), 1059 nucleotides. The record is from the annotation of a GenBank genome assembly. NCBI's taxonomy places the organism in Eukaryota, Metazoa, Arthropoda, Insecta, Lepidoptera, Papilionidae.
CUGCCGCCGCCGCCACCGCCCCCUCAGCUCCCUACACCUCCCGCGGCAGAAGCCGGUUGGCAGGUGGUCGGGGACAAAAAGAAGGGGAAGAAGGCAGCCAAAAAGGCCAAAGAGCAGGAGCGGCAGCACCAGUUCAGGGCGCGCAAGAUCGCGGCUAGGCUCCGCGCCCCGAAGACCGCAGCUGUAGUGAUUACACUACAGCCGGACGCGGAAAAGAAGGGCGUUACCUACCGCGAUCUGCUCGCGAAGGCGAAAGAGGCGGUGGAUCUCGGGGAGCUCGGGAUCACUGGGGGCCUCCGGCUCAAAGUCACCCAGACGGGGGCCCGUAUGCUGGAGAUCCCCGGGGAAUCCAGUGGCGCGACUGCAGACGCUCUGGCUGCGAAGCUCAGAGCGUCCCUGAACGCGGACGAGGCCCGAGUGUCCAGGCCCGUUAGAUGCGCAGACCUGCGCAUCAUGGGUCUGGACGACUCGGUAUCGGAGGAGGAGUUGGUGGCCGCCGUCGCCAGGUCCGGGGGGUGCACUACUGACCAGAUCAGGUCAGGCGCCAUACGCCCGGAUCAACGGGGUAUGCAUGCCGCCACGGUGUGCUGCCCUGUUACGGCGGCCAAAACCAUAGUGGAGGGCCGAAGGCUUCUGGUGGGCUGGGUCUCAGCGCAGGUUAAGCUGCUGGAGCCCAGACCUCUGAGGUGCUACCGCUGUCUAGUGGGGCAUCACGUAUCAGUGAAAUGCGCCUCGGAGGUUGACCGCAGUGGCCUCUGCUUCCGCUGCUGUCAGCCCGGACACAUAUCGGCGACCUGCUGCGCCACGCCGCACUGUGAUGCAUGUGCGGCGACCGGCAAGCCAGCCGAUCACUGGGCCGGAAGCAGGGCCUGCGUGUCACCCGCCAAGGCCAAGGCCGCGGGUAGGGGAAGGCCCUCCUCCGCCGCCACCGCCUCUAUGGCCACCGCCGCAUCUGCAACUGCCGCCGCCGCCGCUGUCACUGUCGCCGCCGCCGCGGCCGCGACACCGACGCCUGCAGAGGGGCGCCCCGUGGAGGAAGCUGAAAUGGAAUGCCUAUAA